AUGUUGACUUUGUUUUCGGCUCCAGGAUAUAAAGGCUCAUCAAACAGUGACAUUAAUAUGGGUGCAUCCCUUGAAAUUUCAACCUCAAUGAACAUCUCAAUCAAACAGAUUCAGGUUACCGAGAAAUUUCGCCAGAAACGAAUCACUGACACUGAACAGAGAAAAGCAAAAACAAAUGUCACCAGAGAACUCCCUCAAUCACCGGCGAAAAGCAAUGAAUCGAUGUCGCAGUCAACAUCAUCACUUUUUUGA
This is a messenger RNA of Brugia malayi, 252 nucleotides long. RefSeq lists its product as uncharacterized. The record is from RefSeq and is a predicted model, not a curated record. The transcript has 2 exons. Bases 1 to 252 code for a protein of 83 amino acids. NCBI's taxonomy places the organism in Eukaryota, Metazoa, Nematoda, Chromadorea, Rhabditida, Onchocercidae.